GCACUUGUCACCCGCACUAAUCUGUCGUUCCUCGUCGCCAGUAGUGCCAGUUUACGUCUUUACCAUUCCUUACAUAAUAAAAUAUUAUGGUCAAACUUGACCUAGUUGAAAAAAGUUCUCGCGAGUUUCAUCCCGCUGUCCGUGAAAAAUGCUGUUCUUGACGAGAAGUUCCAUCGGUGGUGGAUUGAAGCAGUGCUCAUGUGCGUUGGCGAGUGUGCUGAAUGGAGGACGGUGGUAUUGUCAGAGUUCCGCGGGACGCUCACCCCUAGAUUUGUUGGAUGAAAAAAUUGCUCGCAACGAUAUCCGACCUGACGAUCAUCAGAAGAAAAUAACCGCGGCCUUGCAGGUCGUCUAUGACAGUAUUCAGAACUACAGUCCUCCGAAGGCGACCAGUGGACUGGGGAAAUGGUUCAGUUUCGGAAAACCGGACAAGGUAGAAGCCCCCCAGGGGCUUUACAUCUACGGCAGUGUUGGUGGGGGAAAAACCAUGCUGAUGGAUAUGUUCUACGAUUGCUGCACGAUGAAUCGUAAACGACGCGUCCACUUCAACUCGUUCAUGACCGACGUCCACACGAAGAUCCACGAGAUCAAAUUGAAACAGGUCCGUGACGUGAGCAACACCAAACCGCAGCCCUUUGAUCCGAUCAAACCCGUCGCAGAAAUCAUCACUGAAGACUCGUGGCUGAUAUGUUUUGACGAAUUUCAGGUCACCGACAUAGCGGACGCGAUGAUACUGAAGCGGUUAUUUACGUAUCUGUUCAAUAAUGGCGUUAUUGUGGUAGCAACGAGUAACCGCGCCCCCGACGAUCUCUACAAGAACGGAUUGCAGCGCAGUAAUUUUGUUCCGUUUAUUGGAGUUCUGAAGAGUCACUGCCAUGUGGUCAACUUGGACAGCGGGGUGGACUACCGGACGGCAACGCUCAAAGGCGAGGGGAUGCACUAUUUUGUCAAAUCUCAAAUGGACGCAGACGGUGCCAUGGACAAGCUGUUCAAGGUGCUCUGCUCGCAGGAAAACGACAUGAUUCGCCCGAAGACGUUCACCCACUUUGGUCGUAAUAUUUCCUUCGCCAAAACCUGCGGACAGGUCUUGGAUAGUACAUUCGAGGAGCUUUGUGAUAGGCCCCUUGGAGCAUCGGAUUACAUCCAGAUAUCGCAAUUCUUUCACACCAUACUUAUCAGAGACAUCCCGCAGUUGAAUCUGAAGCUGAAAUCGCAAACCCGUCGGUUCAUCACGCUGAUUGACACGCUCUACGAUAAUCGCGUACGGUUGGUCGUCUCCUCGGACGUCCCGUACAAAAGCCUCUUUUCGAACGAUAAACCCGAUGACCUGCACACCUCGGACGAACACCGGAUGCUGAUGGACGACCUGAAAAUCACCAAAGACUCGACGGACGCCUCGUCCAACAUCUUCACCGGCGAGGAAGAAGCGUUCGCCUUCGAACGUACCGUUUCCCGGCUGGCCGAGAUGCAAUCGGCCGAGUAUUGGUCCCUCUGGGAAAAGCACCGAUAGGCCCGCGCUUAUGUACUUACUGUAUGUUGUUGUGUGUAUUUAUAUGCACAAUUAGCCUACCUGUCGUUUAAUAGAAUAACAAAUUGUUCCAUCGUUGAUGCGCACAUUGUGUAAAUAUAUUUAUUUGAGCAACAUUCAAUAAAGCAA
Messenger RNA from Ochlerotatus camptorhynchus, 1657 nucleotides. RefSeq names its product putative ATPase N2B. Gene Ontology annotation, cellular component: cytoplasm; mitochondrion. Gene Ontology annotation, molecular function: ATP hydrolysis activity; ATP binding. The record is from RefSeq and is a predicted model, not a curated record. Lineage: Eukaryota; Metazoa; Arthropoda; Insecta; Diptera; Culicidae. Bases 149 to 1510 code for a protein of 453 amino acids. The transcript has 6 exons.